Messenger RNA from Dentiscutata heterogama, 311 nucleotides. The record is from the annotation of a GenBank genome assembly. Lineage: Eukaryota; Fungi; Glomeromycota; Glomeromycetes; Diversisporales; Gigasporaceae.
UUACAAUAAUGGAAAACAUUAAUUAUAACGAUUCUGAUAGUGAAUCUGUAGAUGAAAUCGAAAACUUUCCUAUUCUAAACUUCGAUAACGAUAUAUAUCAAAAUAUUAAGGAUAAAAUAUUACAACUAGAUGGCGAUAAUAAUGAAGACUAUAACCUUAAUAGUGAAAUAGAAGAAAUUAUAUUACAUGAUGAGUUAGAUGAAGAAUUUGAUGAAAUUAUACCAAAUAUUCCCGAAAAUAAAGAUAAUAAAUACACACCUUUACUUGGAAAAUCGAUUGUAAUACUGCUGAGCAAUAUAAUGGAAAAUUAA